Molecule: messenger RNA, 1311 nt
Organism: Hordeum vulgare subsp. vulgare (domesticated barley)
Lineage: Eukaryota; Viridiplantae; Streptophyta; Magnoliopsida; Poales; Poaceae
Exons: 2
Coding region: 73-885 (270 amino acids)
Source: RefSeq, a predicted model, not a curated record
UCCGGCCGGCCCGCAAAACGCGUUUGCUGUUCGGGGGAACUCGUCCUCGUCAACCGCCCGUGGCCGCUCAACAUGCCCAUCCCUCCCACCUUCUUCGCCAUUGCAACGCUCACCCGCCUGUACCUUGGCGUCUUCGAGUUUCCUGACACGAGGACCCUCCCGCGCGCCGCGUCAUUCCCACACCUCCGCGAGCUCGGCCUCUGCUGCGUGGGGAUCCUGAGGCGGGAGGACAUGGACUUCGUCCUCACCAGGAGCCCUGUGCUGGAGAUCCUAUGCAUCCAAGUGAACAUGCUGGUGAAACACCUGCUCCUCCUCAGCCGCAGCCUCCGGUGCGUGCAGAUCAUCGAAAGCAUUGAUCUGAGCAUCACAGUGAAAGACGCCCCGCACCUCGAGAGGCUCGUCAUCUGGGCAGCAUCGGUCCGCGAUGACUUGCCCAGGAAGGUCAAGAUUGGCCAUGCCCCUGCACUAAGCUUGCUUGGCUAUCUGGACCCGGAACGGCACAGCCUAGAGAUCGGCAACACCGUCAUCAAGGUUGGCGCCAUCGAAUGCGUGCAGUCACAUAUGAAGCUGAUGGUCUUCUACGGCUUCCGAGGGGAGCGGGGCGAGCUGUCCUUCCUCAAGUUCGUCCUGGAGAGCGCACGGGCGCUGACGAAGCUGGUGAUCGUGUUUACCAAGGGAAGCUUCACCUCAAUGGCUGAGGCCAGCUCCAAGGUGAAACCUCUGUUUGCUGCAAAAUGGGCCAGCAAAAACUGCUCACUGGUGCUCUUGGAGAGUGUAUUUCAAGCAGGUGAAGACAAGUGGUUGCUCAACUUCAAAGCUGGAUCUGAUUUCUCUACAGGGGACCCGUUCACGCGCACCGCUGCUCUUCGUGGCUGCAACUUUUAAGGAGAAGCCGGGUGUUUGCUGAAGAUUGGAAAGGUGUUCUGAGUUUUCUACCUUUUGUGUUCAUCAGGUGAGCUAUGUUGCAGUCUCCGUGCAAGCACCGUUUUGGAUCGUUGGCUUGUGUUUUUUGGUCAGAGUUCCUGGUUUUUGUUUGCCUGACGAUCUUGAGAAUUUGAUGCAUAAGACAAGUGUUGCUCAAAUGCAGUCUCUGUAUGGUUUAUUUAUUUUGCUUUGGCCUGACGUUGGUCAUGUUAGAACUCACUAUUUCUGCUGAUUGUGUCGCUGAAUGCUGGCAGACAGAGAUACAUUCGUGAGCUGUCAUGUUUUACUAAUUUCCUUUGGCAUAUUCCAUGAAAUGUGUGCUCCGUUUGAUGUACCCUGGUUGAUUGUGCCCGUCUGGAAUGUUAAAUAAUCAUCAAAACUCAGCUA